AUGGCAACGAGCCAAUCAGCCAAUACGUCUGCGGUCGAUGUGAAGUACGACGUCGCUAUUGAUCACCAAAUAGUAUUAGAUACAUAUUCAAUCAGUUAUUCAAAAUCAUCCGAAUUCUAUACGUUAGCUAAAGUUAGUUCACUAUUAUUUACCAGUACAUAUCGUAGUAAACCAAAGAAUAUCGACCAUAGUUGCAUCAUGUUUUCACUAGAAAUGGAAAAAGAUGAAGAUUAUGUAACAAAAUUUUCUUUUGUUUUCAUAUUUAUUAUUAUUCGAGAUGAUGACUAUAAAGCAUUUAUUGUUCAACCAGCAGAAACAAAAAAAGCAUUCUUUAAUGUUCAAUAA
Molecule: messenger RNA, 345 nt
Organism: Didymodactylos carnosus
Lineage: Eukaryota; Metazoa; Rotifera; Eurotatoria; Philodinida; Philodinidae
Source: the annotation of a GenBank genome assembly